AUGAGUGAAUACAAUGCAAAUAUCCAACCAGAUGACAACUAUGCUGAAUCUGUACAUGGUGAUGAAUACGAGGAUAUAUUUGAUGAUCUUAAUAAUUCUGGUGACGACGAAGAAGAUCGAGCAAUCAUCAUAGUGGGAAUCUGCGCACAAUGGAAGAAAAUCAAAGCAAAGCCGAUGGAAGAAAUUUUACACCGGCUUGAGCAAUACGAAUUUUUACGUAUUCUUAUUUUUCCCGAAACUACCAUACAUGAGAAACCUGUUAAAGAAUGGCCGUUCUGUCACGUACUCAUUAGCUUUCAUAGUAAAGGAUUUCCUCUUGCAAAAACACAGGAAUAUGCACGUUUACACAAGCCAUUUCUUAUUAACGAUCUUGACAAACAAUGGGAUAUUAUGGAUCGAAUCAAAGUUCAUGAAAUCCUCCGAGAUGCUGGCAUCGUACAACCACGAUACGGUGUACUUCGAAGGACACGGAACCCAGAUGGAACAUGGGAAACAUUAUCUGCUGUUAUUGAGCAAGAAGAUCAAAUUGAAAUCGAUGGAGAGAUAUUCCAUAAGCCAUUCGUAGAAAAACCAGUUUCGGCAGAGAAUCACGAUGUCUACAUCUAUUUUCCAUCAUCAGCAGGUGGCGGUUCACAGCGACUGUUUCGAAAGAUUGGUAGUCGAAGCAGUGUGUAUACAUCCGAAAAUGCUAUUCGUAACGAUGAUUCCUAUAUUUAUGAGGAAUUCAUGCCUACAGAUGGUACAGAUGUUAAGGUUUAUACUGUUGGUGCUGAAUAUGCACACGCCGAAGCGAGGAAGUCUCCUGGUCUUGAUGGUAAAGUCGAACGGGAUGAAUUUGGUAAAGAAGUUCGAUAUCCAGUUAUCUUACGUGCUGAUGAAAAAUUAAUCGCCAUGAAAAUAUGUCUCGCUUUUAAGCAAACGGUGUGUGGUUUUGAUUUACUUCGUGCUGAAGGCAAAUCAUUUGUUUGCGAUGUUAAUGGUUUCAGUUUUGUUAAAAAUAGCACGAAAUAUUAUGAUGAUUGUGCAUCUAUUCUCGGACAUAUGAUUAUGCGCGAACUAUCACCCCAAUUAUGCAUUCCGUAUCCGAUAGCGUAUCAACCAGAUGAUCCGCCCUACGUGCCAACGGCGUUUGGCACCAGGAUGGAAUUACGUUGUGUUAUUGCAGUAAUUCGACACGGUGAUCGCACGCCGAAACAAAAAAUGAAAAUGGCUGUUUUGCAUCCAUUAUUUUUUCAGUUGUUCGAAAAAUACAAUGGACCAAAAACCGGUCAUCUAAAGUUGAAACAUCCUGGUCAACUUCAGGAAGUUCUUGAUAUUGCCCGACAAUUAUUGUGGGAACUUAAUGCCAACGAAAUAAAUCAAUUUCCUAACUCGCCAGAAACGAAAGGAAAACUAAUGCAGCUAAAACAAGUCCUAGAGCUAUAUGGACAUUUCUCUGGAAUCAAUCGAAAAAUUCAAUUGAAAUACUUGCCGAAAGGCUUACCAAAAAAAUCCAGUAGCGAAGAUGAAGCAUCAGACAUUCCUUCACAGCCGUCACUACUGUUGGUCGUCAAAUGGGGUGGUCAGUUAACUCAGACAGGCAAAAGUCAAGCUGAAGCACUUGGAAAAGCUUUUCGUAAAAUGUAUCCCGGUGGUCAAGGUGCUGGUGGUGAUCGGCCCGAUGUCGGACUUCUCCGUCUACAUUCGACAUUUCGACAUGAUUUGAAAAUCUACGCAUCCGAUGAAGGUCGUGUACAGAUGACUGCAGCUGCGUUUGCAAAAGGUUUACUAGCACUCGAUGGUGAACUAGCUCCCAUACUUGUACAAAUGGUGAAAAGCGCGAAUACUAAUGGCCUACUUGACAAUGAUGUAGAUUCGACAAAGGAACAACAGAAAGUAAAACAAGCAUUACACGAUUUAUUAGCAACGGAUCGACCUUUUACUCCUCAAGAUUACGACAUUAUCGCACCGACUCGCUCCAAAUCAUUGAUAUCAUCGAUGGAUUUUAUUAAGAAUCCCGUAACUAUUUGUCGAAAAAUCGUUGAAUAUAUUCAUGAAAUGACUGAACUAAUUCAAUCACGUAUUGUAAAGGGCACUCUGGAUCCACUCUACCAUUCCGAAACAUGGGACUUGUGUUUAAGACGCUGGCUUAAAUUAGAAAAGGAUUUCCACGAUACUCAAAGAGAUAAGUUCAAUAUAUCCAAAGUACCUGAUAUAUAUGAUUCCAUUAAAUACGAUCUCCUACAUAAUAAAACUAUUCUUCAAUUUCCACAUGCUGUUGAUCUCUAUCUUUGUUCAAAAGCAUUAGCUGAUAUCGUUGUACCACAAGAAUAUGGUAUGACUGUCGAAGAAAAAUUGAGUAUCGCACGCGGUAUUGUUACACCAUUAUUACGUAAAAUUCGAGCUGAUCUUCAAUGUAAUUUAACUGGCGUUCUUACACACGAUGAACAUGUGAAUAAACUCGAUCCAAGCUAUUCCAAGGGUAUUCAAACACCUGGACGACACGUUCGAACACGACUGUAUUUUACUAGUGAAUCUCAUGUACAUUCACUUCUAACAGCUAUUCGUUACGGUGGUUUAUUAGACACAUCGUCAGAUCAACAAUGGAAACGUUCAAUGGACUAUCUAGAUACUGUUUCCGAAUUGAACUAUUUAACACAAAUUGUCAUCAUGUUGUACGAAGAUUCGAGUGAAGAGGAAAAUUCUGAGAAACGUUUUCAUGUUGAAUUACACUUUUCACCGGGAGCUUAUGGAUGUCUCGGUGUUGCACCAGAAAUCGAUCCUAUCACAUCGAAUGCAAAUAAUAUUCGCACAAUUCUACCAAAGAGUAACCGUGAAGCAGCGCAUAGUCCUCCAAGACAUCGAGCAAAAGUAUCUUUACCAGACUCGCCGUUGUCAGUCAUCAUCGAGCCACAACUUUCAUCAUCAUUACCACAAUCAGAACUAAUUACUACAGCAUCAAAAGAAAACGAAACAGCUGAUGAUUCUAGUCUAAUAUCUGCUCGCAGUACUAAAUCACCAGAAAAAACUGAUCCACGAGUUAUUAAACAACGCUCGUUUUCGACCAAAACAAUCUACCGUAGCAAUAGUGGAAUGACACCGAGUCGUUCGUCUGAACAAACGAAUAUCGAUACAUUACAUUCUCCAUCUACGCAAAGUCCUCCUCCUCCUCAUCAUCAUCGUUCGAUGAAACCAAAAUCAUUGGAAGACGACGAAUCUGAUCUACAACAAAUAACCGCACAGCAGUCUGAAUCAUAUCCUUUAACCUUGCCGAGAAUCCGUCGAAAGUCGAGCGCACUAUUUGGUAUUUACUCGAACAAAUCUCGUUUUCAAGCAGACAUCACAGAUGAUCUUGAUUGCUCACGUCGAAAUUCGGGUACACUAUACAAUGCGUGUGUCUUUUAUUACAAUACAAUACAUGGAGCAUCACCCGAUAAACAUAUAUUUUCAGCUAAUUAUCCACCAUUAACAAGUAUAUUCAGCACAAGAGUUAUUAGUGGUGCGAAAUCAACACCGGAGUUGAAUAAACUACUUGAACACAAACAUGCUGGACUUAUCUAUUCUGACUCUGCAAUCGUUGCACCAUUAGAGACAUUGAAUACUAAUUUAAAUUAUAAAAUUCUCGAUGAUUUUAUCGGUAAAAUCACUGAUUCCAGUAUGAAAUUUUCCUCUAUUAUCGCUCAUACUAACCCGACUAACUCUCCCAUUCUAAACACAACAAACACACAACCAAUACUCGUACCUUACGUAGUAAGCAAUCGAUUCAGUGUUGAAUCAGUUGAUAAUAACGGUCUAUAUGGCAAUGAUAAAAAGCUACGUGUUGGCUUUGGCAAAUUAACACAGUAUUCGAUCAAUACAAUAACCGAACUUCCUGAACGAACUCUUGAAGAAGAACGCUGA
Adineta ricciae is the source of this 3879-nucleotide messenger RNA. Lineage: Eukaryota; Metazoa; Rotifera; Eurotatoria; Adinetida; Adinetidae. The record is from the annotation of a GenBank genome assembly.